AUGUUUUAUCAAUUUCUCGAUAUGACAUUACAAAAAGAACUUAUUGAUACAAAAAACUGUAUUGAAAAUUUAUCAAAUGGAUUCUUCUAUCAAAUAUUUGAUUAUCUUGAUGGUUAUGAUAUUUAUAAAGCAUUUUCAAAUCUUAAUAAUCGUUUUGAAAAUCUUCUUAUUGAUCCUUCAUUUCUUAUGAAAAUUCAAAUUUCUUCCACAUCUGAAAUUGAUUAUCAUUAUAAACAAUUUAUUAUUUUAAACAAACAUCAUAUUCUUUCAUUUCAUUUUAAUAAUGAAUCAAUUCAGAACGAAAUUAUGAAACCAUGUAUUAUUGAAUCAUUCGAUCAUCUUGAAUCAAUUGUUCUUAAUCCAAUCUUAACAUGGAAAUUAUUUGUACUUUUUUUUUAUUUAGAAUCUUUACCUCGUUUAUCUUCAUUAACUAUUUAUCUUAAUGAUUAUCAUGAUGAUCUUCGUGAUAUUUUUCAUCUUAUUUUUUGUCUUCCUGUAUUAAAAUAUCUCAAAUUUAAACUAUUAUCUUCUAAUAUACUUAAUAUAGACACAAGAAUGCCUUUAAAUCAACCAUUUUCUUCAAUUAAAUAUUUGGUUAUUAAUGCUGGUUGUGCUCAUAAUCAACUUAUUAACCUAUUAUUAUAUAUACCUCAACUUUCUCAUUUAUCUUGUGAUUAUUUAAUCAAAUCAAAUAAUAAUAUUAAAUCUGAAAUGAUGAUAAAAUUAAAUGAUUUAAUACAUUUAACUGUUGUUAUUAAUGAUAUAGAUUUUAAUGAAUUUGAAGAAUUUUUAUUGAAGUUAUGUUCUCAAUUGCAAAUUUUAAAUGUUAAGAUUCAUUCUUCUGAUAAAAGUUAUUUAAAUGCUAAUCGAUGGGAACAAUUAAUUUCACAAAAGAUGACUUCACUAAAUAAAUUCUUCUUUUCUUAUACUGAUAUUAUUCAUGGGAAUUUUAAUAUUACUUCUCAUCCAUUACUCAAUGAUUUUACUUCAUCAUUUUGGAUUAAUCGAAAAUGGAUUUUCAAAUUAAAUCACAUAAUUGAAAUGCAAGAUAUGCUGUCUGUUAAAUAUUGA
Molecule: messenger RNA, 1071 nt
Organism: Rotaria sp. Silwood2
Lineage: Eukaryota; Metazoa; Rotifera; Eurotatoria; Philodinida; Philodinidae
Source: the annotation of a GenBank genome assembly